UAGCUAGCCAUGUGCUAACAGCGUUUCCAGGAUGGAGAACACGACAGACGGGACGUGGGACAGUUUACCUGUCCAACUUAACGAGAGUAUUUUAGAAACGCUCAGAGAGAUGAGGUUCAUCCACAUGACUCCUGUUCAGUCUGCUUGUAUUCCGCUGUUCAUGAGCAACAAGGAUGUGGCUGCAGAAGCGGUGACCGGAAGUGGGAAAACAUUAGCUUUCGUUAUACCUGUUAUAGAGCUGCUUUUGAAGAGAGAAGAAAAACUGAAAAAGAAGCAGGUCGGUGCUCUUGUGAUUACUCCCACAAGAGAACUGGCUUUCCAAAUCAGUGAAGUGAUGGAGAAGUUCCUGCAGAAGUUCCCACAGUUCACGCAGAUUUUAUUGAUCGGUGGGAGUAACCCUGUGGAGGAUGUAGAGAAGUUCAAGGACCACGGGGGGAACAUUGUGAUUGCCACACCUGGUCGUCUGGAGGACAUGUUCAGGAGGAAGUCCGAGGGUCUGGACUUGGCCAGUGCAGUCCGGAGUCUGGAUGUUCUGGUUCUGGAUGAGGCCGACAGACUGCUCGAGAUGGGCUUUGAGGCCAGUCUGAACAGCAUCCUGAGCUACCUGCCCAAACAGAGACGCACCGGCUUGUUUUCAGCCACUCAGACGCAGGAGCUGGAGAAGCUGGUGAGGGCCGGCCUCAGAAACCCUGUGAGAAUCACCGUCAAGGAGAAGGGCCAGGCUGCCGCCUCCACCCAGAGAACUCCCUCCAGGCUCUCCAACUACUACACUAUCUGUAGAUCCGAGGACAAGUUCAACAACCUGGUGGCCUUUCUGAGGCAGCACAAACACGAGAAACAUCUGGUGUUCUUCAGCACCUGCGCCUGUGUGGAGUACUACGGUCGAGCUCUGGAGCUGCUGGUGAAGAAGGUCGCCGUGCGCUGCAUUCACGGCAGAAUUAAAAACAAGCGCAGCUCCAUCUUUGCCGACUUCCGGACCCUGAAGAGCGGGAUCCUGGUGUGUACGGACGUCAUGGCCCGAGGCAUCGACAUCCCCGACGUGAGCUGGGUGCUGCAGUACGACCCCCCCAGCAGCGCCAGUGCCUUUGUGCAUCGAUGUGGGCGGACGGCGCGUAUCGGUAACCAUGGCAACGCCCUCGUCUUUCUGCUUCCCAUGGAGGAAUCGUACGUCAACUUCCUGUCCAUCAACCAGAAAUGUCCACUCCAGAAGAUGGCGCCAGUCAAAGACGUGGUGGACGUCCUGUCCAAGGUGAAGACCAUGUCCCUGGAGGACCGGGCCAUGUUUGAAAAAGGCAUGAAGGCCUUCGUCUCGUACGUCCAGGCCUACGCCAAACACGAGUGCAGCCUCAUCUUCAAAGUCAAAGACUUGGACUUCGCCUCUCUGGCCCGAGGCUUCGCCCUCCUCCGCCUGCCCAAGAUGCCGGAGCUGCGAGGGAAAUCGUUUCCCGACUUCACGGAGGUGGACACGGACAGCAUCCGCUACAAGGACAAGAACAGAGAGAGGCAGAGGAAGAAGAUGCUGGCGGAGCUGAAGGAGAAGGACCAGGCAGGACUUCCUAAGAAGAGCUUCAUGAAGAACAAGUCCUGGUCCAAACAGAAGAGCAAGAAGGAGCGCCGCAAAAAGCUGGCAGCAAAGAGGAAACACACGGAGGGCUCGGACGAUGAAGACCUGGAGGAGCUUCUGGACGACACUCGCCUCCUCAAGAAGCUGAAGAAAGGUCAGAUCAGCGAGGAGGACUUCGAGCAACGAGUAACUCUCCCCAAGUUAAAACACAAAGCGUCGUAGACG
Nematolebias whitei (Rio pearlfish) is the source of this 1789-nucleotide messenger RNA. It is a transcript of the gene ddx55, whose product is annotated as DEAD (Asp-Glu-Ala-Asp) box polypeptide 55. NCBI's taxonomy places the organism in Eukaryota, Metazoa, Chordata, Actinopteri, Cyprinodontiformes, Rivulidae. The coding region runs from base 32 to 1786 and encodes 584 amino acids. Gene Ontology annotation, molecular function: nucleic acid binding; ATP binding. The transcript has 14 exons. Gene Ontology annotation, cellular component: nucleolus. The record is from RefSeq and is a predicted model, not a curated record.